This is a messenger RNA of Microthlaspi erraticum, 279 nucleotides long. The record is from the annotation of a GenBank genome assembly. Lineage: Eukaryota; Viridiplantae; Streptophyta; Magnoliopsida; Brassicales; Brassicaceae.
AUGAUGCAUCGGUGCGAUUUUAGGGUUUCAGAGUCGGCCAAGAAAAGAAAGUAUGGGUUUCGGAAGAGGAAGAGGAAGGUAAACGAAGAGGAAGGUCGGCGAGAUCUGGGUUUCGGAGUCGGGAAAAGGAAAGGGACGUCGUCGACGAGAAAGGAAGAUCUCCGACGAAGAUACGUCGACGAUUCCGACGAAGAGAGGUCGCCGAUUCAAGUUCCGUUUCGGAUUCGACGAAGAGAGAACGCCGCCGGGGAUUUUAGGGUUUCAGAUCGAAGAGAAUGA